This is a messenger RNA of Crotalus tigris (Tiger rattlesnake), 2897 nucleotides long. RefSeq names its product serine/threonine/tyrosine interacting protein (gene STYX). The transcript has 11 exons. Gene Ontology annotation, molecular function: F-box domain binding; protein tyrosine/serine/threonine phosphatase activity. Gene Ontology annotation, cellular component: cytoplasm; nucleoplasm. The record is from RefSeq and is a predicted model, not a curated record. Gene Ontology annotation, biological process: protein dephosphorylation; negative regulation of protein binding; negative regulation of SCF-dependent proteasomal ubiquitin-dependent catabolic process. The coding region runs from base 1833 to 2447 and encodes 204 amino acids. NCBI's taxonomy places the organism in Eukaryota, Metazoa, Chordata, Lepidosauria, Squamata, Viperidae.
GUUGAAAGGCUGAGUCAAUCUUGAGCUGGUAAGACUUGAACUUCUGAACUGCUGGCAAUCAGCAGCCGCAGAAUUAGCCUGCAAUACUGCAUUCUAACCACCGCACCACCACAGCCCUUAGGCACCUUCUGCUUUAGCUGGACAGCAAUAGCAAUAACACAUACCGCUUCAUAGUGCUUUACAGUCCUCUCUAAAUAGUUUACAGUCAGCAUAUUGUCCCCAACAAUCUGGGUCAUCAUUUUAGCGACCUUGGAAGGAUGGAAGGCUGAGUCAACCUGAAGCCGGUCAGGAUCAACCUAUUUAGUAUAUAUUUGAUAGUCAGAUAUACAGUCAGUCACAUCUGACCCUCCUAAAAAUUUCUUGGCACACACUUCAACAUUCUUCACUCAGCCACAAUUAAGCAACAGAACAGGAUAUGGGGAGGGGAGCAAUAUAUGCAUACACUGAAUUAAAAAUGUCAGGGCAGGGAGGGAAUCCUAAUAUGAAUAUUGUUUUGUUUAGUAUUUCAUUAUUUCUGCAAGCUAAGAAUAGACAGGGUGAACAUUUAAGGAGACCUGCUGGAUUAGCACAAAGUCAAUUUAAUCUAGUAUUUUACCACAACCAAAAAAUUCUAUGUAAUUCUCCUUUUCUUCUUUCCCCUUGUUAGCAUAAAUACAGAGCUAUGGACAUUGCAAUCUUUUUUUGAAUCAGAAUUGUUCAUUAUUGUUUCUCUCAAAUUGUCUUUGCUGGUUUUUAAUACCAUUUUUUGACAUACAUUGAGUGGUUUGAAAAACUACAUAAACUGAUGCAGGUGAUUUGUCAGAGCAGAUCAGAAUUAACGUGAACAAUAUCCAACAUAGAGAUGAAUACUACGCUUGGCAUCUGGGGUUCUAUGUUUAUCUGUCCAAAGCUUUUAAACUAGAAUUUGGAGUUGCACAUUAUCAUAUGGAAAUUGUCCCAGUUAUUUAUGUGGUUAAAUAAGAUGCAGAAUGAAAUUAUGCAAAUCUUUAUUACAACCUGGGACAGCAAUGGCUCCUAACACAGGCAGAAUAGAGGUGAUUUAAACUAUCCUAUGGCCGCGUUGGCAAAGCAGGUUGCGUAAAGCUGCAUUAAAUGAUUUGUGCAAAACCAGGGUUUGGAAGAAAACCCUCCUCGGCGGCUGUCGUGAGAGAGCGAUGGAAGCUUCCCGCAUCCGCGCACGAGGCAGCGACAGCCGCUCUCCUUCCAUCACGCAGGCGCGUCACCAUGAGCAAAAAAGAGGACAAGCGCGUUCUCUUGAGUUCUUCGACACGCCCCUUCCUCUCGUCAACACACCCCUUCGGGAACCUUGGCAUUCGGCCACGCCCCCUCCGCCUGUGACCCGAGCAGGGGCGGAUCCUUCGUUACACCACACCCAUUCCUAUUACGGCUCGUUCCAGCGCCACGCCCUCGACUCCCCCACCCAUCCCGACUGUCCUCGGUAGCAAGCGGCAGUUGGAGGAAGCCGAGGAGAGUAGCUCGUGGGGAGUGGAAGGGAGAAGGGGGGGGGGAAAGGGCGUCGAGCGGAGCGCGUGUUCGACGGCGUCCGCGAGAGAAGCCGGGAGUGACCGACCGACCGAUCGCCUGCCUGCCUUUGGAGGGGGAGGGGUAGCCUGCGAACAGCAUGGCGGCUGGGCGCGAGCCCCCGCCGCCGCCUCCUCCUCCUCCUCGUCAUCAUCUCCCUCGGUUCCCUGCCAGCCCCUUGGCCACCGCCGCUCGAGCGUCGAGGCCCACCGACCUUCUUCUCCCUCUGCCCCACUGACUGUCAGAAGAGGGAAAAAGAAGAUACAGGGAAGGACGGAAAGAAGCCUCGCCCUACCCGGGCCAUCCCGGCCAUGGAGCUCGCCAAGCCGGUUUUCCCCGCGCUGCCGCAGCCCAAAGAGGACUCCGAGGAUUGGACAUAUCCAAUGAGAAGAGAGAUGCAGGAAAUUUUACCUGGCUUAUUCUUAGGCCCAUACUCUUCAGCUAUGAAAAGUAAGCUACCUACACUUCAGAAACAUGGGAUCACUCAUGUAAUAUGCAUAAGACAAAACAUUGAAGCGAACUUUAUUAAACCAAACUUCCAGCACUUAUUUAGGUAUUUGGUCUUGGAUAUUGCUGAUAAUCCCAUUGAAAAUAUAAUAAGGUUUUUCCCAAUGACUAAGGAGUUUAUUGAUGGGAGUUUACAAACUGGAGGAAAAGUUCUUGUGCAUGGGAACGCAGGGAUUUCUAGAAGUGCUGCCUUAGUUAUUGCAUAUAUUAUGGAAACAUUUGGUGUGAAGUACAGGGAUGCAUUUACGUAUGUGCAAGAAAGAAGGUUUUGUAUUAAUCCCAAUGCUGGAUUUGUUCAUCAGCUUCAGGAAUAUGAAGCCAUCUAUCUAGCAAAGUUAACUAUCCAGAUGAUGUCACCUCGGCAGCUGGAGCGAUCACUCUCAGUUACUACAGGUGUGAUCUUAAUACAGGAAGUCUGAAACGAACACAUGAAGAGGAGGAAGAAAGCAGCGUACAAGCAGCAGCUCCAAAUGGUUGACAGCUGAAGAUACCUGGACUUGAUUGUUGGGAGUUUUAUAGCAGCUUCUAACCCUGGCAAGAUGAACAACCAGAUACAAAUUUAAAAAUGGAAGAUUCUAACUUCCUUAUGCAAACUUGUUCCUUCAGUAGCAUACAAGGCAACAUUUUUAAGGUAUUAGAUUCCUUGAUUGAUUAGAAGGCACUGAUUUUUUUUUUUUUUUACACUUUAUAGUUUUAUCCUUACCCCAAAGUUUUGGACUUGCAAAGAGGUAUUAUUGCAAUAAUGCACUUUUCAUACUUGAAAUUUAUUUGUAUUGAUAAAAUUAUUACUUAAGCAAAACAUGUGUUGGGAGAUUAUUAUUUAUAUCAUUUUGUGUAAUUUAUAAGAAGAGUAAAACGAGAAAAAAAAA